AUGUCACAGGAUGAAGGUGUUAUUUCUACCAACGACGAUGCAAGUGCUUGCAAGAGGUAUAAAAUUACUGAAAAUAGCGCUUUCAAGUCCGCCCAACAAACAAAUCUAGUUUAGUGAUUCACGUUCAAUUAUUAUCUUUCAUUUGGUGGUCCAUGUUUUAUACCCACUCUAUAGUUUAAAGUCUGUGCUGUAUAUACAGUCUACGUCUUAUACCCAGACCAGAGACGGUAGUCCGCAGUCCUUAGUCUGUAUUUUAUUACCGCCGGGCCUCUGAUGAGAUGUGACAAUGGGACAAGAGAACAUAACAAGAAGGCAAGAGGCUGGGCGUCCAAAUAGAGAAGACAACAGGACAAGUAGGCAUUCCAUGAUAAAACAAAUCAGCAAGACAAAAUAAGAAGUAGACAUGAUGAAAUAACAAGUAGACAAGAUGACUUCACAAGUAGACAAGUCAACAUAUAAAAUAGACAUUGAGUUAUUUUUUACCACUCUAUAUUAUCUUCAGUAUCUGGUGAUUUUUUCCCUGUAGCUUUCAGUUGAGCCAUUAAAAACUGCUCAGAUCUGAGUAUGUUGCUUCAACAGACACAAAAGGGUGGUGUUGUAUGUGGUUGCUCUUCACCUCUUUGCAACCUUGGUCCUUCUCUGUUUGUUUCUGUCUCUGUGACAAAUUCAUUGCAAAAAUUCUGGCCGUUCAGGAACACUGAACUCAAAUGCCUUUGAAACUGUAUUUGGUAAGAUUAGGUGCCUGGGUAAUAGCCAUUUUUCUUAUAAACUUUUCAACGACUUUGCUAGUAAAUAUUGUAGGGCAAUGUGAACUUGUGGGUACCCCUCUGAGUAUGUCGGGUAACAUGGAAUAAUAACCAUGUGGGAAGUAGUUAAAAUGAGACUGUAUCUGGUAGCAGAUUAAAGAUGUGUUGGUCAUUUAACACCACGUUUUAACUGAGGAUUGUGGCGUUACACUGGUGGCAGCAGAAAACAAAGACAAACUUCACGGAUAUCUGGGUUCAGUGGUGAUAUAUCUUUGUUUGUGUGACUGAACUUUACUGUUUUGCAUUAUUUUUCAUUCAAAGUCUAUUCCUGAUUUUGCUACCGUGGUUUCGCCCAUUUGCUUUGGUGGAAAACUCACCUGUGGAUUCAGGAUUCAAAGAAAUAAGUUGUUUGACGUCAGUUAAUCCUUUAAAACCAGGGAACCGGUUUACAAUAGAGUCUGUUUCAUCCGUAGACUCAUCAGUGAAUAUGGAAAGUCCAAGUCAGUGCUUUCAAUCAGCAAACCCGUUUGCAUCGCGACUAGAUCCAUCAGUAAAUAGUAGCAGUGCGAGACACCUAUUUCACUCCACAAACCCGUUGCAUGAGAGUGUCAACAGGAUGCUAAGUAUCAAAUCAGUAGAAUAACUUUAUAAGUCUUAUUCCACUGAUUUGUUUACACACUGCCAAAAGUUUAACAAGCCUAUUAAAAAUCCUGUGGGUUAUUAUGGUACUCAGUCGUUGAGUGUUGCUCUGUUGUUAGUUGUUGGAGCCGAGAAGAAGCUGCUUCCUUUCUUGCACUGCAGGCCUUCGAGAGAAGCACAAAAGGUACUUAAUGGUAUGUCUGGUAGCGAUUGUCGAAAUUACACCAAAAUUGUUGACAAAUUGGAGCUUUGGUUUGGUGUUGAAAAACAGCGUGAGUCACACCAAGCGUGUCUUUCUAAUCGUCGCCAAUAAGAAAAUGGGAGAUUUCAAGCUCUUGCUGCAGAUAUUCGGUCUAUGUCCAGUUUAGCUUAUCAGGAUUUAUCGCUGGAUACACAGAAAGAUUUGCCAUCCAGCACUUUUUUGAUGCACUCAAGGAUCAAGCUUAAAUUACAUAGAGAUAAACCACGCAUCCUAGAGGUGUUUCAUCUGUUGGAUGGAGAUGGGCAAAGAACUUCUCUGAAGGUCUUCUCUGUACAUGAAGUUGAUAAAGAACCUGAUUUGUUUAAAGCCCAGUUGGACAUGGUACACUCUAACAUUCAAGUGCAACAACAGCGUCAGGAGAUUCAGCAAGUUUUCCUACAACAGUUAGUUGAGCAGACCCAGUAGCUCUCCCAGUCAUUAUCUCUAAACACCUCUGGUAGCCAACAACGCCAACUUCCUUCACAUUACUCCAACAGAAACAGUCCAUGCUGGAAUUGCAAAGAACUUUGUCACUACCGUUGUAACUGCCCAAAGCACUUGUAAGUCACUUGACCGAGCCAACCUGGUCGGGACUUGGGAAAUUCCACCAUGGUGUCCCCCAUGGGCCAGGGGGAUGCCUAAAUGCGAGUGAUGUUGGCUCCACAACUAAUAAUGAUGUGAACAAUGCUUUCUCUCUGCCAAUGUCAAAGCAGGAAAUGACAUGUCCUGAUACUCCCAUGGAACGGUCACAUAUUAAUGAAAAAUUAUGAGGCCUUUAUUUGCCAGGCUUUCUUGGAGGAUCUCGUGUUAAGUGGUUAAUAGACACUGGUGCUGCUCAUUCUGUUUUGUCAUUCAGGGUUUAUAAUUCUUUACCUACCAGUGUUAAGUUCAGUUUGAGUUCAGGAAAUUCUGCCAUUGCUCUUGCUGAUGGUCAACAAGGGAAAAGUGGUGUGGUUCAUGUUGUACUGUGCCCGGGUACGGUAACAGCGAGUUUCAAAUGCAUGUAAUUGUUGGUGAAGUUGAGGAUGAGGGCAUUUUGGGUAUGGAGUUCCUCUCACAAGUUGAUUCACGUAUUGACAAUUGUGAAAAAUCAAGUGUCCAUUAAUGGUGAUGUGUUUGAUUGUUCUGAUUUCAAGAACCAACUCCUUAGUUUGAGAUGUAUGGUUCUACAGUCAACUGUGAUUGAACCUAACCCUGAGGGGAUUGUUCCAGUAAUCGUUCAGAAGCGUUCAUGUAACUUACAUCCAAAGUUAUUUCAAUUAGGUAUGCGAUUUUUAGAACUGUGCCUAAACUCCACGUGCAACAAAAGGGACUUUAUGUUGCAAGGAUUCUGGUUGAUAUUAAGGAGGACAGAGUUGUCAAUUUACGUGUUUUCAGUGUUUCUAAUGAAGUGUUUCACUUGGCUGGUGAGACUGUGAUCUCCCUACCUAAGCCAGUUAUUGAUGUCACCUCACUAGAGCUUAAUGAAGAGGACCAGGAGAGUGCUAGAGUAAUAAAUGAGCAUGUGUCACAAGGAGCAGUUGAUAUGACUCUACUGGAGGCCUUGCAAGAAUUCCUUGAGAGAAACACUUAUUCCUUAAAUGGCAGUAAAACUGAGAGACUGCUGGAGUUGCUGUUCAAUUACAAGCAUAUGUUCUCAAUUUCAGAUGGGGACUUAGGCACCACACACAUGGUCCAGUACAGAAUCGAAAUGGGCAAUGCACUUCCAAUCCGAAUACAACCCUGGCAAAAUUCACUAUGUAAACAUGAUGAGAUAGAAUGACAAGUCACCAACCUCAUACAGCAAGGAAAGGUGAAAGAAUCAUCCAGCCCCUGGUCUUUUACGGUUGUGCUAGCAACCAAAAAGGACAGUAGCCAGAGGCUCUGCAUGGACAAUUGCCAGCUAAAUGCAGUGAUGGUAAAGGAUGCCUUCCCCUUGCCGCGAUUUGGUGAUUCUCUUGCUGCUUUCAGUGGCUCACGAUGGUUCUCAACCUUUGAUCUUGCUUCUGGUUACUGGCAAGUGGCAAUGGAUGUCAACACCCAGGGAAAGGCAGCAUUAGUAACUUCAAGCAGCUUGUGUGAAUGGACCAUGAUGCCUUUCAGCCUCUGCAAUGCACCCAGUACCUUUGCUAUAUUGAUGGAACUUGUUUUGAAGGGCCUACAUUGGAAGAUUUGCUUGAUCUAUCUUGAUGAUGUUAUUGUUAUGGGGUGCACAUUUGAAGAAGAAUUAAAGCAGUUGAAAGAGAUGUUUGAGCGACUAGCCGGGGCAGGACUACAGCUUAAGCCAAAGAAGUGUUUUCUCUUCCAGAAACGGGUUUCGUACCUUGGACAUGUGGUCACAGAGGAAGGUAUUGCUGCCGAACCUGAAAAGGUGGGGCAAGUUUGCACCUGGGCCAUCACAGAGAUCAAAAGUUUCCUUGGACUUGCCUCUUAUUACCACCGAUUCGUCCCUGUUUUCUCAACCAUAGCUAAGCUGCUGUAUGAGCUAACAGAAGCCAAGAUGGAAUUUGUUUAAACAGAGCAAUGUCAGUUAGCUUUUGACAGCCUGAAGGGUUUACUUAUGUUGAGCCCUGGCCUACCCAACCAGGGAGAGAAAGUUUGUGUUAGCCACCGACACAUCAGACCAUCAAAUUGGGGCAGUGCUAUCAGUUUCAGGACCAGAUGGAAAAGCCCUUUGUGUUUGCAAGUUGGACAUUGUCCAAAUCUGAAAGGAGCUAUUAUGUGACCCGUUGUGAGCUUUGUCAAGCAACACUGGUAUUACCUGCAAUGUACAAGAUUCUGCAUUUGAACUGAUUGUACCCUUUACCCUUUGUUGUCCAGGCCAAAGACCGCGGGUUUAAAGUCACAGAAAUGCGUGUCUCUGGUUGAUGUGGGUAUUUAGACUGUGAUGCGUGCCCCUAACCAGCACAAUGAACAACCUGUGAAUUGUGAAGGACCUGUUGGUGAUCGCUGUGCCACUGUCAUGUUGGAACUAACCUGGACCUCCACCUUCUUGAGGGAACAGCACGAAGCAGAUUCUGAUCUCAAAGCUUGCAUGUUGGAUUGAAUUCUCUAGUACUGAGUGAGUGAGUGAGUGAGUGAGUGAAAACUUUAUUUACCCACAGUAAAUUUAUCAAAUAACUUUUCAUAAAGCAUCUGUUCUACCUAAAAGCCGUGCGUUAUUUAACUUACAUAAAGAUAUAGAUAUAUAUCUAAAAACUAAACUAAGAAAGAUCGUACACACUGUUAAACCUAAUGAUAAAAAACUUAAAUUAUGAGGCUUGUGUAGAUAGCAAAUACGACCUGAUCUUAGCCUUAAAUUGUUUUAAAGAAGUCUCUUCCUUUAAACUGGAAGGAAGAGAAUUUCCAGAACUUAGCACCUGCAGUAGCAAAACUAUUCCUAAAAUAGUUUGUUCUUGCUUUUGGCACUAUUAAAUUCAUUCCAGAAGAGCGAAGGUCAUAACUGAGCCGGCUUGUAUUAACAUCAAACGUCAAACUUUCAACUUCAAGGUAGUAUCGACCAGGACAUUGACAUCUGAAUGCUGAUGCACUUUCCCAUAGACCCUGUGAUAUCCGUUGUUAGUGGUGUAAGGGUUGUAAGUCACAGGAACGAGUGUCUCUUGUUGAUGUGGGUGUUCAGACUGUGAUUCAUGUCCCUAACCGGGACAAUGAACUACCUGUGAAUUGUGAAGGAUCUGUUGGUCAUCGCUGUGCCACUGUCAAGUUGGAACCAACCUGGACUUCCACCUUCUUGAGGGAACAGCGGGAAGCAGAUUCUGAUCUCAAAGUCAUUAAUCAUUGGAAGGAAGUCAGCAAAGAGAAACUGUUGUGGGAAGAUGUGUCGCCUCAGAGUUGUGCUGUGAAGACUUUGUGGUCACAGUGGAAGUGCCUGUUUACCCAAAACAUUGUGCUUUGUCACAAAUGGGAAAGUGGCUGAGGAGAACAGACAUUUGACCUGCUUAUUCUUCUCGAAAGCUUCUGACAGACUGCUUUUGAAUCUCAUCAUACAGCUGUAGUCUUACGACUGCAAGCCAUUGUUGUCUUACUGGCCAGGACUUACUUCAGCAGUUCACAUAUUGGUCACCAGGUUCCAGCCUGGGGAAGAAAGCAUCAUGCUCCUUUAAAGCAGUACAUGGUAGGACCUCCCAUGGAACGAAUCACGAUUGACAUUCUUGGCCCACUGCCAGAAACCUGUGAAAGAACAAAUUUAUACUGGUGGUUAGUGACUAUUAUCUACUUAAAGUUACCCAAUACCAAACCAGGAGGCCACUACUUUUGCUGAGAAGCUAGGGAGCAAGUUCAUUUGUCGUUUCUGUGUACCUCGUCAACUUCAUAGCAACCAAGGAACUAACUUUGAGUCAAAGGUGUUUGUUGAAGUCUGCAGACUUAAAGACUUUGAGAAGACUCACACCACUCCACUGCAUCCCCACUCUGACGGAUAGGGACCCUGGGGCCUCCACUGGAGAGAUGGAUUCCGAAAAGGCAGAUGCAGCUACCAAGCCCAAGAGAAGAGGGGAGAGAGACAUCAGAAGUGGGUUUAUCAGUUUUUGUCGACGACAGACAGUCAGCUCCAGUUAAGGAGGGAGAGGGAGGUGAGCAUGACGAAACAGAAUCUAUGGAAGGAGUCAAGGAUGAUGUUUUCCCGAAACUUCUGAAUGCUGAUCGCACUGGGGAUGAUAACAGUGACAAGCCUGAGGAUGUGAGGGAACCUGAACCUUGUGCAGAAUUGACAACUUUUGUUGUGGAUGCCCAUAACUAGGAGGGUGUCGGCUGUCAAACAGCUGAGUCGACUGUACAAGGUUUACCAGGGAAUGAUUCCAGUGUUUGUAGGAGACCUUGUAGUCGACAUGGAAAGUGGGUGACUGAUAAACCUGAAGUGUUCAGGGACUGAUAAGCAUUAUAGGACAGUCUAGGCAACUAGACAAGUACAAGUUAAUGCCAUUCAUUUCCUAAGAAUAUUUCACAUUUGGAAUGUAAUGAACAGUCAUUAGAGACUCUUAGUCCGUUGUGUUGAAUUGAUGUUGUUGUGAAUCAGUCAGAAGUGAUUUGUAAAAUAGUGGACCAGCACUGGGACAGUGCUUUAACAAGGGAGGAGUAGUGUAGCGCUAGGCAAACCCGAGGGUAUACCCCCUCUGAGUACAUCACGUGACAUAGCAUAAUAACCAUGUCGGAAGUAGUUAAAAUUAGACUGUAUCUGGUAGCAGAUUAAAGAUGUGUUGUUGUUUAUUUAAUGCUGUGUUUUAACUGAGGAUUGUGGCAUUACAAUAUACCAUCUGAACUUGGUGCCCCUGGGCUUCUAACAAUGGACCCCUCGGGAUGAUGCAUUUAUUUAACCAGCUUACAAGGAGAAACUGGUUUGUUAUCUUACUUCUGGCAUUGGCUGGUAUUUCUCUAUGAAGUAAGUGAUAUUCUAGGUUGAAGUGAAGCCCUUGAUUUUCCUAGGGUUUAUCUUCGAAUUAGAAGUUCUUCAUAUGUUUGUCUUAGUGGAGGUUGGUUCUUUAUCAGUUGCCAGUUUACUGAUGGUUGCUGCAGUGUGUAUGUAGUGUGCCCUUUGUUUGCAAAGUCAAGGUCGCAGGUAUCACUGGGUAUUAUCUAAGAGGCCUGACCACCUGAGGACCCUAUGCUAAGGUUUGUCACACAUUCCACUCGGUAAAGUCUCUGUUUCAAAGUCCUGUCAUGCAGACCAAUUUGGACUUAAAGAAACCAGGAACCAAAUUAGAAAAAUCUAAAGCUACAUCAGAUGCAAAAUCCUUCAAAACUGCUGUUAUUAAUUUUUAUUGAAAACCAACUGCAAACCACAAAAGAUACCAAAACCUUAAAUCCCAAGUUUUUGAGUGCAAAGACUGCAAAUUAAUCUGACCAAAAAAAAAAAAAAAAACUGUGAAAACAAAAAUUCUAACUUCACCUUUUAGGCUAUGAUCUAUUAUCUUAGUCUGCAGAGGAAGUGGAGACCAACUUGCAUCCAUUCCAGGGCUCAUUCAUUUUAUUGGAUUCAACAAAUCAUUUAUUCUGACCUUGUUUGUUUCUUUUAGGUUUGCUGUUCAGCUAGGUUACUGGUCAGACAAUUACAUUCAGCACUUCACAAGGCUUGGAGAGAGAAAGACUCCAGAAAUCAAUAGAGGUAAUGCUCUAUAUCUUACAUGAUUUUCUAUGUUGGUGAGCAAGGAUGGUGCAGUUGUGAGAGCACCCACCAGUGUGACCCGGGUUCAAAUCCUGGUGUCAACAACAUACGUGGGUUGAGUUUGUUGUUGGUUCUCUCUCCCUUACUCCAAGAGGUUUUUCUCUGGGUACUCUGGUUUUCCCCUCACCUUUAAAACCACCCUUUCCAUAUUCCAAUUUGAUCUGGAAUGCACAGACACAUUUCAAGGAGGUAUUAAGAACUCCUUAGUGCUCCAUGGGCACGUGCUCUGGGUUCAGUGAUGGUAUUUUUUUAUUGGGAUGGGACCCCAACCUGGAGGGCCAGGCAUUGCAGUUUGUCUGGCCUUUCACCUAAGACCUGCCCAGCAUGGCUGAACCCACCAGGCACUAGGGUCCCAACUGAUACAUCUUCCAGGGUUAAUCAAGACACAUAAAGUUAAGGCACAAUAAUCAUGUUUAUAAAAAUUUUUUUUAGGUUAUUAUGCUCGUGUUAAAGGAAUGCGAACUCUUUUGGACCAAUUUCUCACACAGACGCACUGUAAAUGUCAGGUUAUCAAUCUUGGUGCAGGAUUUGAUUCCCUUUUUUGGCUGUUAAAGGUAAUGCAAAUGUCUACACGUGAAAGCACAGGUGUCCCAAGCUCAUGGUAAGAGGGUAGAUACGAGUGAGUGGGUGACGCGUUACAUGGAAUCAUUGAGGUGUUGUAUGAGAAAUAAAAUACUCCUGAGAUCUGCGAACAAGGUAAAAUACUAUGAUAUUUAAAGAAUAAAGAAGUUUUAUCUUUGAUUUAUUUCUGCGUGUUUUGGUUUGAAUUCAUCAAUUUAGUUGGCUUUUUGGCUCCAUUGCUUUAUCCCUGUAACUCUGAAUGACUGAUAGGGGUAACAUAAUAGAGCUAAAAAGUUUACUAAAUUGAUGAAUUCAUACUGAAACACACAGAAAUACAUCAAAAAUAAAAUUCAUCAUCGUUUGCAGAUCUUAGUAUUUUAUUUCUCAUACAACGUCUUAAUGAUCGCUUGUGACUUAUGCUGUACUAACUCUCUAGCGUCCACCCUUGUAACGUGAGCUUGGGGUGCCUGUGGUGAAAGGCGAAGUAGCCUGCAUAGAAGAGGCAUAAUUCUAAGUUGUUUUGUUUUUAUUUCAAGUAAAGGAGGAUGGCUUAUUGCCUAAGCUAUUUGUGGAGAUAGAUUUUGGAAAUGUAACCAGCAGAAAGUGUUACAGCAUAAGGCAAGUUAUCUUUUAUCCUUUUACAUUAAAUAACAAUUUAUUAAUUUUAUUCACAGUGUUUUCAAUAGGCAACAUAAUGAUUCCUGUGUGUCAAUCCUAAGAGUUAUAUCAUUGGAUGCAAAUUUUUUCUUCGUUUUCAUUGGCUGAGAGCCCACCACAUGACCUCUAAAGAACUGUCUACAAAUAAUGGUCUGCUCAUGCGCAAUGUCGUCCAACUGUGUUUGGCUGCAAAUAACAUUCUGCUCAUGCCUUAAUGAAGCAACACUUUUCUCCUUCUUGCCAUUGCUCUUGCAUGAAAAUGGCAGACCGCUUCACUUCCCAAAGAUUUCGUUAAAGUCCAACUUGGUGAUCGAAUAAUAAAACAAUAAUAAUUAUUGAACAAUAAUAUUAUUGUUCAAUAAUUAUUAUUGAACUUGGUUAUAAUGACAAAAAUUAAUAUUGUAUUGUGAUUGAUCUGCUUGCCACUGACAAAUCACAAUAUUUCGCUAAACCUCAUCCAGUAAUAGUUAAUCAUCUGUAAAAAAUAUAAGCACAAUUUAAUGAUGUACUUUUUGCUUCUUUUAUUCUGUUUUUGUUCUUAGGAUCAGUUUCAAGUUUAUACUGAUGCAGGUUUUGAAGCCCAGAUCCUGUGUGCUACAUUAAUUUCAACUUGUUGCUGGGGUUGCACAUUCUGUUUCUGUGUACUGUGUAAGCCUUUUUCUUCUCUGUCUUUAGGGCAAGGAGAAAGCUUCAGGAAGUCUUUUCUCAAGAUGAUGGAUUGAAAAUUGGUUAGUUUUCAUAUAUUGAAAAAGAUAAACUAUUAACUAAGAAAAGCCAUGAAGACUGCAUACAAGUUUUACCUCAUGAUAAUAAAAGUUAGGUUCAGCAAAUGAAACAAGCAAAAUGGAUAAAACAGUCAAAGGACUUGAUUCAAUGAAUAAUUUAUGAAAAUAAACUGACCAAUUUUUCAUGGUUUUAAAAUCUACUAGUACUUAUUGUUUUGAUGAUGAAAUGUGAAGUUUUGAUUUGCUGCCAUUUGCCAUCUAACCCUGCAACUUUCUGGAGCCAUUAAGUUCUAAUGAGUUGAACAAAAUCCAUUCAAAUUAAACGUCUUAACAGAAGCCUGUUAACUUCUAUAGCACUGUUUGCUUUUAAAAAGGCCAUUUGCAUAAUGGCGUCAUUUUACUACUGUGACCAGAAUCCUUUCUGUUUUUCCUUUCAUAUUUAAUUUAGUAAUCCCGAUAAGGUUUAAAUGAAAAAAGCCUUCAUUCGGACAACCCUGCUCUCAAAGGACUUUGAUCCUAGUUAUUAAAAUGAUGUCAUUGCGCCGAUAGCCUAUUGGACCACAACUAUUUUUUUACAACUUCAAAAAUGAAGAUUGUCUUGACUUUUGCAUCCUUAAAGAAACAAAUUAUCAUUAAAUCAAUAUUAUUUGCUUUAUUGCAGAAGGAAAUGAAGCUCACUCUAAAAAUUAUCACCUACUGGCUGCUGAUCUGAGAGAUAUAAGUAUACUUGAAAGCAAAUUGAAUGAAAUUGGGAUUGAUAAAAGGUCAGUGGACCUGGGGGUUCAGCUGCAAAUUAUUUAUAAUUGCAUGUGCAGGGCUCAAAAUAAUGGCUGGUCAAUGGAUAAUGUCCGGCCUGAAAGGCAACUUGAUUGGCCAGGAACUUCACUUGCCGGUUAUGUCGACCGGUCACAGACACUCUCAUUCUUGAACAAACAGCCAAUUCCUAACCUGUAAAUCAUAGAUUUUAUCUCAGUUAUCAUGUUCACAAAUAGAAUAUUACACAAAGUUCAGUUGACUUUUUUACCCAUAUGUUUGACCGGUCAGAAGGGGAAUUGUCUUGAUUGAGCAAAAAUUUCAUUGCCUGGUAUUUGUGUUGCUUGUGUGCAAAAGGAGAUGUCUGGAAGCACGCAAGUAUUGCGUCCUGCUACCAUCCAAAAAUUAUUUUGAGCCCUGAUGUGUAUGGAAAAAUUUUUGUAGUUGGCAAAGGGACUGGAUGAUCAUUGUUUUUUGCACCUUUUCACCUUGUUUAUGUCUUGCCAUUACUGUAUUUUCUCAUGCAGUCUUCAAGUUGCCCAAUGGACGCAGCAAGUUUGGUACUAUUAUAAAGAAAAAAUAAUCAAACUUACAUGUAAUGUUGGCCCAGUAAUUCCCAGCAAUAGGUAGUGUUAAGUUUUCCUCAUUUCUAAGUGGCUUGCACUAAUGUUAGAAGUUCAAAAUCUAAGUUAACUCGCCAUUUGGCAAGUUGACUUUUAAUUAUUCUCAUCCUGCCAGUAGUCCUACAUUAUAAAAUAUGAUGGAUUGAUCAAGUUUACCCUGUCCCCCCUUAGUUAAUUGAUUUACAAAAAUGUUGUUAGUGAUUUAAGAAAUGUGAUUUUCAAAUAAACACUUCCCUUGAAUAAUGACCAUCCUUGAAAUAUUCUGCAUCAGAAACGCUAAAACUUUGAUAAACAAUGUGGUGUUUAAUCGAAUAAAUAUGGUAUGUAACCUACAUGAUUAUGAAGUCUUAUAAUUUGUGUUUCAGCCUACCAACAGUGUUCAUCACUGAGUGUGUGUUGGUUUACAUGGAGCCUGAACAUUCAGCUGCCAUAAUUAAUUGGGCAGGAGCAACUUUCAAAACUGCUCUUUUUAUUAAUUACGAACAGGUAAAAAGGUCAUAUUCUUAACUUCUAGUGUCUUAAAAACUCACUUGUCUUUUAGCCAGUUACUAUAUCUGGAUCUGUAAAAAGAGGAAAUCAGGACCAAAUCUAGUGGGUUUUUUAAAACAACUAAAACUUUUUAAUGAAAUAGAAUCCAAAGCAACCCUUGAUCUACCAAAAAAGUGGGACCUCCUGAUAAAUAUUCUUCAAAUACCUUUUUCUAACUUACUGCAAUCUUAAAAUUCAUGAAAAAACCAACUCUCUUACCCCUGACACUUGCAGCUAAUUCCUUCAGUUUAAAUCGAUUUUUUCCAGUCUAUGUUGAAUGUAAUAUUACUAGUUAGUCAAUAAUGCUUAAAGUAUGUUACUCCGCUUUUUGUAGAUGUACUUUGAUUGAUUAUGUAUAUUACUUUUUUUGUACUAUGCACUAUUUUUUUCUUUUAUUUAUUUAUUUGUUUUUUUUUUUUGUGUUCCAUCUAAUAAAUUGUUAAAAUAAUAAAAUAAACAAAAACUUCUAGCGUCAGAAUAGUAUUCAAGACAUGUUUGUGUAAUAUGUAGUCUUUUUCAAAGAUUAUUUUUUCUGCUGUGGAAAUAUGAUGAGCAAAUAAUGAAAAAAUAAUAUGCACUGAGAGCAAAGAGUUCCUGGAAAUCUCAAACAACUAAGCAAGAUGUUUAGGUAAUUUCAAUAUAAUUUUUGUUUUUCAAGACCUCUUCCUGUUAUUCCAUCUUUUUUCAUUAUUUACCUCUGUAACAAAAAGUUUUAAUUGUGCUUUGACCAGUCUAUAAACAAAACUCAGUGGUGUGAUUAUUCAAACAGAACCCCUCUUCAGCAUUUCAUUUAACCAGUGCUCUUUUUACAAGCCACCUUGAUAAUGAAGUAGUCCUUGAUAAAGAACUGGUAGUUAUUUUUUUUGUUUUCUUUGUUUGUUGUGAAAAUUGAGAAAAAAGUGAAGAACAGCUCCCCCAAAAAAAUUUCAGCCGACAGUUGACCAAAUUGAGGUCAUUUUAUUGAGAAGUGAGGAGUAUAAAGUCUUCAAUAAACUAACACUGAGUUUCACUGAAAUUAAAUAAUUUAUUUGUUCAUUACUUCUUUUCUUUGGUUCUUUUUUUAACUUCUACCUGUUUAAAAUGGAAAUGUAUUAUUGCCUUUAUAUACAAUUUUAAAUAACAAGCCCAUUGAAACGUUUUGCCAAUGUCAAGUUUUAUUUUUCAAUCUAGGUUUUCUAAUCUACACAAUAGCAUUAAGUUUGAGGUUUCCCACUUUAACCUAGAGGUGGGCAGGAAUUCAUUAAGAUAUAGGGGAGCUAAAUAAUAAUAAUAAUGGAAUUUAUAUAGCGCUUAUACAUUGCUGUUCUAAGCGCUUUGUUCUGGAACUCCAUUCCAGACAAUUUAAAAAGAGCACUAAGUCUAAACAUUUUUGAAAAAGCAGCUUCUUAAGAAAAACAGACCCUUGUUCGACAAUAUAAAUUUCAACAAGAUCAAAUAGUAUUUUAAUUGUUCUUAACUUUUAGUCUUUUAUCUUACCACUGUAUAUUUAUUCUUUUUAUAUACAUAUUUUCUGUACAUUUUUUUGUAUUUUACUUGUAUAUCAUCAAUAGAUAGUUUAUCAGCAGGUCCACAUCAGCUUUAGCUGUCUUUUAACUUAACCUGCUUUACCAAAUAAACUAUGAAUGAAUGAAUGAAUGAAUGAAUGAAUAAUAGUUUCUGUUUCUUUACAGGUGAAUAUGCAGGACAGAUUUGGUCAAGUUAUGAUCCAGAAUCUCAGAGUAUGUAUCAUGUCAGUGAGGAUAGUGUGAGAUGCAUUGGAUGAUACGAUGCAUUCAGUCUUCACUCAUUUGCACCUUUGCAUUAUAACUGGGAAUGGCCAGAUGCCAUGUCCUUCGUGUCACCUUAUAUGCUAGUUAUUUUGUGUUCUGUUAAGUUUUUGUAAUUAUUUUGGCUGGUUAGCCAUAGUCAAAAACACAUCCGUGUUUCGUGAAGGAAAUAAUUAAAUGUUUUGUGGAGGAAUUUGUUCUUAAACUUAAGAUGUAAAACAUUAAUGUGGGUAAUCACACUUUGUUAUCUUCAUGUCUGUUGAAACUGUUCCAUACUUGAUAUUUGUAUGAUAACGACGCCUAUAGCCUAUGAUGUUAACGUUUCCCAGGGAAUGUAGCCAGACUGUUUUGCAUAAAGUGGGUUAAUUUAUACUUUUUAUACUACUUUUGGUAGAAAAGCAAGACAAAAAGGGAUCCUUCCACUUCUAAAAAUCCUAGGUGUCCAUGCUCUCAACCAUAAGCUAAACUUAUAUGCGUCAUUGCAGGGUAGAAAUUGUGAACUUCUUGGUGCAUUUGCUUGUCCAGAUCUUGAAUCACAUGUGAGUAACUAGAUCCAAACUUCACAAUCUAGCUAUUAGAUUAUCCAAUAAACAAAAUACACAUUACAUUUGCAUAUAUUUAACAAUUAUUCCACGAGUGCACGUUGGAUAUGAGAUGGUAGAAUCAUCUCAUAUCCAACAAGCGCGAGUGGAGUAAUUGUUUUAUUAAAAGCGCCUACAAAAUAUCGAGAAUUCUUCCCGACUUUAGUUAUAAAAACAACUGAUUUUCAGCUUGUUUUUAAUUUUGAGCAGACGCGUACAGUUACCAUAUUUGGAGAGCAUGGUAUAAUGGCUCAUAUACUAUGAUGGCUAAGCCAAUCAGAGCUCUAGAAUUCCAUUAUCCAAUGAUUCAGUUUUUAAUAAAAUAUAAUAAAACAAUGCUUGAGUGUCAAUAUACUUAGCACGAAAGUGCUAAUUGGGGUCACUAUUUUAAUCUCCCACUGCAGUCCCUGCCAUUUUAUGUUGUCAUUCGAACCGUGCGGUUCUCUAACCUUCUGCAGGGCAAAAGCGGUACCUUCAUUUCGCCGUUUUUUAAAGACCCUGAGUCCGGCCCCGGGAAUCAAACCCACCACAUUCCACUCUUAAGUCAAGCGUCCUACCGACUGAGCUAAUCCUGUCGUGGUUUAAGUCUUAAGUCAGAUCUGGAUUUUAUACACAGUAUUUUGGACACUUCAUCUGAUCCCAAAGAUCCCAAACUUUAUACAAUUCAUACACACCCCUAUACCAGGCAGACACUUGGCUCUGUCGCUUUAGUGCAACCAUGGACGUUAAUUUUCCGAUAAGUUUUUUUCGUUCUUUCUCCACUCAACAGAGACAAAGAUUCCUGGCAAAUAACUGGGAGAGAGCAGAAGUUCUUAACAUGAUGAAUGUCUACAACUGCCUACCUUUUAAUGACAGAACAAGGUUUGUCUGUUUGUGAAAUCACUUUGCAUGAAUCUGAAUUUUAGUUGAUUGUAGUCGUUUGUGGUAGAGGGUAGUUUGAGUGAGAUUAAGUCUAAGAAAUUUGACCGAUAGGCCCCUUCCAACAGUUAAACAUUUGUUGAGAUGUUGUGAAUUUUGGCAUCUAUUACAGUUGACUUCGUCCACAUGCUUUGUAACUAUUUUAAUUUGUCAUGUCAAACAUGUUAAUUUAGUGAUUUAAAUUAUUUGUAGUGACUGUUAAUAUAACCCAGUAUGAUCUUAAGAUCUCUCAGAAUCUGUCGACAUUCUCCUAUUCUCCCAAUGUUUUGAUAGUAUGGUGACUAACUGGGUUUAAGGUAACUGUAUUGCACCAGCAGUAAAAAGUACCGUAAAAUUCCGAAAAUAAGCCCCGGGGCUUUUAUUUUUCAAAGGUCCUUUUUGAGGGGCAUAUUUUUCGAGGGGUUUAUAUUCGGAGGGACUUAUCUACGGAGGGAGAUUUGCGUUUCAAAAUCGAUUGAGCUUCCCUUAUAGAUGGAAGUAAAUUUACUGUUUUUGCUUUGUUUCACUUUGUAUUUGAGGGCAAUUUUCUAAAUACAAGCCCCCGGGAGGCUUAUAUUUGGAGGGUCGAUUUAACGGAGGGUUUUUUGCGUUACCGGUUUGGGACGCUUAUACAGCUAGUUCGAGAAAGGUUGUCGGAAAAAGUGCACGCGAUAAUCCCGAAAGGUGUUGUGGGUGGUUUUCAGUUCACUGUUUUUCAAAGAAAUUAGUUUCUUACCGUUCUCUGCGGUACCUGCAUACAAACGCUCCCGAUUUCCUUUCUUUGUUUUUAUCCAAGCUGUCGAUCAAUGUCAGGAACACUGUAAUGAUCAUAUCCCAUAUUACCUUUCGGGGUUGCCUCGUGCACAGUUUUUGCGACAACCUUUCAAGAAAUAGCUGUAUUUGGAGGGGCUUACACAUGGAGGGGCUUAUUUUCAGAAUUUUGGGGUGUGCAAAAAGGCUUAUAAACUGCAUUUCGUUACUUUUUUCAUCAUAAAAUUGCCAGCUAUGUUAGGGUUCAGUUUCACUUUUCCAUUUAUUUUUAUUUUCAAACAGAAUAGAGAGAAUCGAAUUUCUUGAUGAAGUUGACCUUCUACAUCAGUUACUUUCUCAUUAUUGUAUCGCUUGGGCAGUGAAUGAUGCUUCACAGCUUGGUGAGUAUUUUUACAUUUAUUUUUCUUGUUCCCUCUACAAUCGCUGAUUCUAGCUUUGCGUGGUGAUCAUGGGAGAAGGAGUUAUCACAGUGAUCUGAUUCGGCUGUCUUUCACCAAAGGAACACCGUGGAAUUCCAAGAUCGGAAUCGGUUAAUACUCAAGUUAAACCUCGUUUUUGUUUUAACGUCUUUUUUUUUGCGUUAAUUUUCUUCGUUCUUUCUCUUAGUUCUACACUUACAGAUUUUUCAAGUGCCAUAACCACGUUAAACAAAGUCAACAUCUCUUAUUAGUAAAAUCCAACUAGCAUGGUCUAUUAUCAAUGCUGCGUUCUGAUUGGUUGAGCUACUACUAGGCUAUAUGUUAUAGCCCACUAGUAGCGAAAGCGCCGGCUUUUUGGCGGCAAAAAAAGGAUUAAAGUCUAGCUUUAACCGGCUAAAGUUGUUUUGUCUCGAUAUUUUUGACCAGCUAGUUGGAUUUUACUAAAACAAAUAUUCCUGUCACCCUCAUGGCCUCUGAGUCAAUAGGCCGAAAUUGUUAAUUAUCAUUGUCAUUAUCAUCGUAAUGAUUAUUAUCAUUAUUAUUGAUGUUGCUGUUGCUGUUGUUGUUACUUGCUGCUCCGAAAGCGAUAAGGAAGUUAUAUCAGUAAUCAAAUACAAAAGAAUCGCGGUGAAUAGUGGCCGCCGGAGUGCAGCCUAGUACGUUACUCUUCUGAUCACGAAACACGGUUAUAACGACGAAGAGGUUGACGACGAACCUAACUUUCUCGUGCGUUUUUGAACAUAAACGUCUUUUUAAAAAUGUUCAUUACAAGAAAACCUGAAAAUACGUUGUGUGUUCUCUAGGUUUAUCAAGCAUUGCUUUUUGAGAGGAGUUAUAAGCUGUAAUGAAAAUGGCAAAACGUUGAGCCUUGUUCAUUCUUGAAGUUUGCUCGCUGCUGAAGUGCUUUGAAACCUUGAAGCCUUAGUACAUGAAGCAAAGACAUACCAGUCAUUGUUCGAGUCAGUACCUGGUGUAUGGUUGUGUACAUUUCUUAUUCCACUGGUUACAACUACCCCUAAAUGACUCAAACCGACAGUCUGAAUCGUGUGCAAUAGAGCAAGUGAGGAGAGCAGUGUGAUAAAUGAAUUGUUGUUAUUUAAUAGUGAGUAACUUCUAAUUUAGCACAAGCUACUAUGAUUCUUAUUAUAAUUUAACAACGAUGACGUGAAUUGCUAUAGAACAAUAUUACAAUAACAUUUCAACAUCAAGCCAGGUAUGGCAUCCCCUUGCACUAGGCAGAACGAAUUUAAUUGAGAAAACGGAGGCAUUUUUAGAACUUGUAUGACUUACAGGCUAUUCCUUUGCAAAAAUAGAUUUUAUAGUUAAGACUGUCUGAAGAAGAUUGUUUUUUGCAAGAGCUAUUUUUUGUAAUUUAUAAAGUAAUCAACAUGACUUCGUAGGUUACGUCUCCCUUAAUUUUGGAUUGUACACAGAGUUUAGUCUUAUUUGCUAAAUAAUAUAUGCCAAAAGGGUUUGUACCCCUCUUAAAAACCGCUCUAAACAUAUAGGGGCCAGCGGCCCGUAUCUCGAAAGUCCCAGUAACUUUUCGGGCCCGAAAUAAUGUUAAAAAGAAUGUUAGAGCAGGCUCCGGCGCCCUAACCAGUCCAUUUUGCUUCGUUAUCUGGCCCCAGUUGUUCAAGAGGUGGAUAGCACCAUCCACCGCAUAAAUCAUCAAAAACAGACAUGACAUGACACUGGUACGGUUAUUACGUUUAACCAUUACGGCUAUUUAUACACUGUUAUAUUAUAUGUAAUCCUUCAUACGACACUGAAAAACUUGACACUUCAUUGUAGGCGAAACGACUUAGGUCAUGUAGGCGAAUCGACCUGAGUGUAGGCGAAACGACUUGUACGCGAAACGACCGGUUUCCAAUCUCUGUCCAGUGGAUAGUGUGCAAUUGGUUAUCCACUGAAUAGAGAUUUAUCCGGUGGAUAGCGCUGUCCAGCUUUUGAACCUCUGGAGCUUGAUGAUUUUAUUGUAUCCUUUUCAGAGCUAUUAUACCGCGAUCUUGAAUCCAAACACUGCAAACAUGAAACAGCUUUCCUGCCCAGUACUUUACGGGACCUUCGAGAAACGAGCUUCAGGGCCUUCAAUAAAAUGUUAUCUUAAGUUAUUGUUUCUUAACAUUAAAAACACAAAAAUUAUGAUUUUUCGUAGCUUGAAUCCGGCCCCAUCUGAUCUGUUUUUCCUCAUAAUGCCACAAUUUAUUUGGUCAUGUUCAUGCUAAUAAAGGAAUUUAUUACAAAAGAGAACCUGUCUUCAUUUUAUAACUAUUUCCUCCUUUGUUUCAUUACAAAUGUAAGGAGAAUUGCGAAGAAAGAGGUGAACCAUUCCUUCCGCCCCUUGCGGCUUCAACGCUCGCUUCGCUCGCCAGAAAUGGAGAACUUGCUCGCAGGCCAGUAGGGUCGGUGGUGUCCUGGUGAUUGGGUGUCCCAGUGUCGAGGUUAGCCUGCCAAAACAUCAGUUUCUCCUCGCUCUUCGUAGCUGGGGACGUUCCGCGAAACGUCCCCAAAGAGCGAGGAGAAACGGAUGUUUUCGCAGGCUAUGUCAAGGUAUCGCCGCACCCAAACAACUAGUGAUAUCGCUGCUGAGCAGGUACUGGCCCCAUCCAAGAGACUUGCCCCUUCUAAUUUUGCGUAAGUGUCUUGGGUAUCUUUGGAUACCCUCCCGGUAUACAAAGAUGUCAAGAUCUGUAUAAGUGAUUUGGGUGUCCCUUGUCAGUUUUUUACGCUGUGGGUGCCGUAACAUUGUCCCCUCCCUUAAUUUCGAACCUAACCCGAGAUGCCAAAUUGAGAGAAGACAAUAAAAGAUUUCCAUAUGUGAGGGUUUUUUUGGUAAACGUGAAUAUACUGCUAAAUAUCAUUAUUUCACAGAGUAUUGCAACAGCAACAAUAAAUUCAGGUACGAGUGGGUGAAAGAUACUGUCAAAAUGUGACAGUCAAUUUGACCAGGCGUGGUUCUUCUUUUUCUACAACCCCACUACGCUUCCCCCCACCCCUUAAAACAAAGGCUCAAAAUCGCAAAACCAGAGCCCCCUCUCUCAGCUCGAAAUGGCGGGAAACGGCUAUCUCCACUUGUUCGGCUAUCCCUACCUGAGGUGUGUAAGGGAAGAUAACAUGAGAUCUUCCAUGAAAUUCUUUUCCUUUCUGUGUCAUAGUCAUGGGGUUUGAUAAGUUACCAUACAUAGAGUAUCUAGUCGAAAUUUUCAACUAGGAAUUCGCAGGCUCAGAAGCACUACGAAAACACAAACGACGAUGAAACGGUGGAAGUGUCUUUGCGACGGGAUUUUACCCCUUUUACCUGGAAUCGCAAGGCUUUAGUCAAUAUCAUAUGCAACAAAAGGAUUAAAAGCUUGCAGUGUUCGUUUCAGUUUGGCGGCUGCCUUUCCACGGGAAGAGCAAGCAACUUUUGAGCAACUCUCUGCAGCAGGUACGUAAGAAAAAUCGCUUCCGUUCAUGAAAUGUCUUCGGGUUUUCGUUUUUGAAGUUUCAGUAAAUCACAAACGAUGCGGAGAAGGAUUUGCUAGAAAAAAAUUGACAAGUUGAGGUAGCUUGGUCUUGACAGCGUCAAUAUCAACAGAAUUACUUUAAAGAUCCGGUCAGAUCAACAAGACGGUGUAUAUGAUUUGGACUUUAAACUUUAUUACCUUUCUUAGUUGCUACAAACAGGGAUGUCAUGAAAUGAAAUAAUCUUCGGAAAAAUUUAUGUGUUAUGACACUCUGUAGAGUUUGUUAAAUUCUCCAUCCAUAUGUAACACUAAGAUUUGAAUGUGAUAGUUUUUUUGGGAGGUUGUGCCCGUUAUUACAGUACUCUGGUCCGAGGCCGACAUUUCCUUGAUGAAUGCCGGAACUUGUGACAGGAGGCAGAGGAUAACUCCUUUGGGGUGUUAAGAAUGAGUCACCCUUCUAACAAGAGCUACAACUCUAGAACACUCUGUUGUGUCUAUACCUCUGUGUGAUCUGCACCAAGUUUAGAACUUUAAGGUCCUUAGGAAUUUUUGGAUUAUUUGUUCCAAGUAUUUGAAUGGAGUGCCUGUAAACUAUCUGGAUAUACUACAAUUAGGUACACUUACCACUACAAACAAACCUUUAACUUUUAUCUGUAAAUUGAUUAAUUUUUACAGGUAUGCAACAGCCACAUUUGUGUCUUGUGCCUCAGUUGUGAUUGUUAAUUUUGUUCUUUUUAGCCAGAUCAUGGAACAAACUGAUUUACAGUGUAGCUGCUGCUUUGAGUUGAUGGUAGAACCUACAACUCUCAACUGUGGACAUAGCUUUUGUCGCUUCUGCCUGGCAAAGUGGUGGGAUACAUCAAAACGUGCCACAUGCCCUGAUUGUCGGCAGCCUUGGGUGGGCUUCCCUAAAGUCAACAUUGUAUUAAGGUAAUUGGAGUGUGCUGAAUGAAAGAGAGAAUUCUUUGCUAUUGAUUGGCUAGAAAAUACGUUGUGGCAGCAAAAUAAGGAAUUUUAUAGGAGUAAGGCCUGGUUCAGACAGCGAUCUUUUCAAGUGCCAAACCUAAAUAGAAUUAGGGCCAACCCAACUUAUUUAGGCCGGCUGAAUUGGACGCCGAUCUUAAUUGCAGCUGAACUAAGUUCAAAGGCAAAAAAUGCUCAUUUCAGUCAAACUGCAUACAAAAUACACUUAUGCAUUAGGUUCGGUACAUGAAAAGUUUGGCGUCUGAAUCAAAGCCGUUCCACAGUCGCUCCAAAGGUGAAAUUCCUGGCUGGGCUAGGCGAAAAGAAUGGCUGAGCCAUUCCACAUUGAAACAGGUGUUCCUAAUAAUUGAUUCAGACGCCAAACUUUUCAUGUACUUAAUUCAAUGUAUUAAGUUCGGCUCUUGAAAAGUUCGGCAUUUGAACCCGGCCUAAGUUCCCUGGGGCUCUUCCAUCUUCCUUAUGAACCUUGCAGUGACUUUGUCUUUAAAUACAGCUGUAAUAUCCCAUCUCAAUUAGCUAUCCUUAGGCCUCUAAGGAUGUUUUGGUACUUACAGAUACUCAGUGAUCCUUUUACAUCCGAAAUGGAGAAGAAAACCACCGUUUAGGUCAGCAGUCAGCAACUGAGAUUAGUCAGCACGGUAUUAAGUGUAACUCAACCACAUUUCUACAAUGCCAAGUGAAUGGGGAAUUUUUUUAAAAGAAAAAAAAUCAAGCUAGCACGGUAAAAUAUACCAGCCAUUGAUAAGAUCACUUCAUGUAAUCAAAACGUAGAUUACUACUGUAAAACCUUGCGUAGAAGCCGCACCUGCUUGCAGAAAUUUUUAAUUUUUUUAUGCUUGUUAGUUUUAUUGAUCUCAAACUGUAAUGCAUUACUUAUAAUAAAUGAUUAAUUUAUUUUGUUUUACCUCUUUCUUGGUAAACAGAAAGACCAUCAAAUCGUUGUUUCCUGAAGAAGCUGAAGAGCGCCAGAACUUUCAGGAACUUUUGCUGGACUACAAAUCUUUGAUCACCGAAUUUGAAUCACUGAAUAUCAAACAUCAGAGGCAAUCCAGUGUCAGCGAAGGAGCACAACUUGUACAUCAUCAACAUUUUGGCUUCAAUCUACCAAAGAUCGUAUUUGUCACUGUGUCUAUUUUUGGAAUUGCCAUUGUAAGUAAAGCAUCAAGUAAAAAAAAAGAUGAAGUGUUGUGUAAGUCACAUUUGGGAUUUAAAAAGAUUCUGGUAUCAAGUGGUUUGUCUUGUCCCCCAAAUCUGGGGGAAAAAUGAUAGCAAGAGAAAGUCUCCUUUGAUGAGUAUAUUCUUAUUUUUAGUGUAAUUAUUCCAAGCGGAGCACCUCUUGAAAGUGAGGUUGAUAAUCUCGUCACGCACAAUGCAUGUGCAGUGUGGGUGACUCCCAUGAGGAUCGCAAGGCAAGCGUCAUCGUUUCUUUGCUGUAAAUCUAUCGCGUUUGGUUAGUGUCCACCUUGACAUCAUUGCAUUGUUGAUUUCCAGACAAUAAUUGAUAGGCUUGCUUUGCGCAGAGUGUUACGUUGCUUUGGUUAUAUUUCUCUGGGGGUUGGCUUUUUUAGCGCUGGAUUUAGGAGUUGAUAAGUGCUUUUUGCGAUAAAUCUCAAAAACAAAAGUACUUUUAAAAGAAAAUGGAAGGUAUUUGGAUCAUUAGCCUUAAGAAAUGAGCAAAAAUCGAGGUAACAAAACACAUGUUUUUCUCUCAUAUGAGUGUAUACCAUAUUGGCUGUGUUGGACAUCUGUUCUUUAAAUGCAAUGAAAUGCAUUUAAGCUUGGUCUUUUAGGUCCAUAGAAAAAACAGUCAUUCUCCUUAAAAUAGCUUUGAAUUCGUGUUUAACAGGGCUUGAUCAUCUUAAACAGGACGUUCUGGUGGAAGUUCUAGGGGAAAGGCUUUAAAUAGAAUAUUAUCAUCUCAUUCAUGGUACAUGUAUGUUCCCAUGUGGCAUAAGUGGUACUGAUGUGGCCCGGUGCAUAGGAGAUCCUAAGUUUGAUUCCGUGCGGAAGAACCCUUUUUUCUUUUCUUUCAUGCCAUUCCUCCAGAUUCGCUCUGUGAGGUCCUGCGAUUCAUGUAUUUCUAGUAGAACUAUUUAUUUUUAGAACAGUAACUAUUGCAGUACUGUGGAACCUCUCUACAAUGGUCAGCUUGUAGAAAGAGCUUAAAACAAGGGUUACUGCUAAAUGAAAAAUUACCCAUUGUUUACUGACGUGGCUUGUAUAAAGAGGUGGGCAUUGCAUUGGCCUCACAAGAGUUACGUUGGACCUUGAUUCCUGCUAAAUUCACAGUGGAAAUCACUCUUGUUUACUGACGAAUAUGAAUGAACAUGACUAAUGGUUAUAUAUUGGUCCAACCUGUGACUGUUUGAUCACCAUGCUGACUAGAAAAAAAAAUUUGAUGACCAGCUGUGUUUGGUAGCAAUGUGGCCAAGCUGUAAUGUUUUUAACAGUUAGUAUUUAUGGUCUUGUAGUUAAAGUGAGAUAAGCAUUGACAUGAAACAUUAUGUAUGCUCCAGUAUUUUAUAUUUUCUUGAUUUGCCUGUUUCAUCUUGUUGUCCAGGUUUUAAGCAUUGAGAUGUGCUGUGCAUGUCAAAAACAUUUGGUAGCCAUUUUAAUUAUUUUAACCUUCAUAAUAUUGACGAAAUUGUCCGUUUUUUUGGCAACCGAUGUGUUUAAUGUCUGGUCACCACAUUUAAUUUUAUGUUGCUAACAGGGGACUAAAAAAAAAAAGCUUGAGCAAUGACCACGUUGUCUAGUCUGUUGAAUUAUAUAACUGGAAUCAAGGUUAAAUUAAAUGUAACUCCUGUGUAUUGUGGACAUUGUAGAGAGGACAACAGUUACAGGUGUAGUAGAGGUUCAACUGUUAUACCUGUAGCUGUCCUGUAUUUAAGUACAUGCAGUAUUUGAAUUAUCAUGAUACUAUUGCAGUACCGGUAGUCAUAAUGACCUUGACGUUAAUAUUUACUGCAAUUAAAACAUAUUUUUAUUAUUAUUGCCUCGGUGGUUUAAAAAGACUCAACAUUAGUUUUUGAAGAUAUAGUAAUGGUCAUGGAAAGUUAAGGGCAAUGGCAAAAAUACCAGUAUAAUAUUAUUUCUAUGUUAAAUUUAUGAGACUGAUUGUUCAAUUUUUUUCAUCCACUUUAGUUUACCUAUUCAGUGCUGAACCUGUUUGUUGGAAACAAGGAAUCACUUGUUAGAAAGUCAGUACUAAGAUGGGGCACCACAGAUGUUGUCAAGUGGGUGAGAAGUUUAGGAUCCUGGGCUCAGGGAUAUGAUGAAAAAUUCCUGACGGCUGGAAUUGAUGGAAAUCUUUUGCUUUCACUGUCAGAGUAUGACCUUGAACAGUCACCUCUUGACAUGAAACCUUCCUACCACAGAAGAGCUUUCCUCAAGGAGAUUGAAAAUUUGCGAACACUGGGUGUAAAAUCCCCAACAGAUGUCUGGGAAUACAAGGUGGGUUGUCAUGUGAGAUGUAAUAACGGUAUUAACGUACUGUCUGCCUCAAGUCAGGCUUGUCCAGGGGCGUAGCCAGGGUUUUUCAAAGGAGGGUCACAGCAAGGACACCAUCCCGGGAUCGCCGACUAUAUAUGGUUUAUACUGCUGCUCUCUCUUGUGUAUCAGCGGGCUCAGUUGUAUGUUAUCGCGGCAUGAAGGCCCAUAUUAACUAAAGACAAGAGCCGUUGACAAAAAUACUUUACAAAAAAACAAAUUUUAAAGAAGUGGGCUUUUCAACAAUGGCUGUUACGGCCAAGAUAUUGUCAAGGCAUUUUCACCACCUGAAUAUUGUCGGUUGUUUGCUCAAAAGAAGGCCUACCAAGGGGGGGUCACGGGCACCCCAGGACCCCCCUAGCUACGCCCCUGUUGUCAUUUCUGGUGAAAGAGCCGUAAGAACUGUUCAACUUAAAUAUUGGUCCUUUCAUUUAUUUUUUUUUGGAGAUGAGCACAUUUAGAAAAAUUAUUAAAUGAAACUCGUCUCAUUAUCCCCUGGUACUUCUUUUGUAAUUUUUCAACGUUUUUUUGAUUUGCACCUCUUUUAGAAAAGAAAAUAUAAUAGCCUCUGAUUGACUGUUCUUAAUAAUUUUAGGCUGCUCAUCCUGUCCUUUCAAUAUUUCUUUUGUGGGGUCUGCGUGAAUUUCCAAGGUUAACAGUGGCAUCCAUGUUCUUUGCUUAUGAUGAGGAAGUGUUUCAGCCCCUUUUGUACUACACAAGUGAGGUUGAUUUGGAGGAAGAUAUAAAAGAGGUAAGGAAUAAGCUACAAACUUGGAAUAUUCUUACAGCAACAAGGACAACAAAAAAGAGCAUCAAAAUGAGGUUGAGAAGAGAACUUUAUUACCUUACCACAUUCACACCCUGACCACCCUUAACGGCUUGUAUAAAAUAUAUACCAGUAUACUGUAAUGGUCAGUUUCAAAUUGAUGCCUAAUAUGUGAAGUGGAAAGAGAUCUUUCAAACUAUACCCAAAUGAGCUAUUGUAGGUUUAGUGAAAAAGGCCCAAAAAGAAAGCACAAAAUCAUCGUGUAACUAUAACUUACGAUAUUUUGUACCCACCUGUACAGUACUUCCUUCAAAAUAAUAGAAAUAUUUGGGAAUCCUUUGGGUUUCCUCAAAAUCUUUUACUAGUGAAAUGAAGCCUAGUAAAUACCCACCAAAAGAAAAAAAGGGGAAAAGAAAAAUGAAAGAAGUGGGGAGGAGAGAAAGCAAAAGUAAAAAUCAAGGUAGGCUUGAUUUCCACCAUCUGCUGACUCUGUUCUUUGAUCCUCCCUGAAGAGAGACAGCUGGAAACCCUGAGUGGCUGAUUGUGUUGGUAUUAUAAAUUCAAAAUUUGAUUUAUGUGUCGCUGCAAAACAAAAGAAACAAAAAAUGUCAUCAGGCACUGAACACAUCUUGUUCUUUUUGCCUCAUUGUCACAGUCUUCAUCAAUAAACUCUUCAGCAACAGCUACUUAGGUUUGUAAGUUUAAUACACUCCAAAACUCAAUUGCACACCACAUCUAAGCACUACAAAAAAUAAUUCAUGCUGCCAGACCGAUAUGAGCUGUAGGCAACAAUCUGAUUGGUGGAAAUUGACAAUAGCAAACUCAUGAAUCCAGCUGUCUUUUCGGGGGAGGAUCAUGGACUCAUUUCUUGAAUGGCAGCUAAUAAUCAAACCUAAAAUCAGGGGGGGAGUGAAACUUUUGUCCAAAGGCUAUCACGGCAUUUUACCUCCAUGCAUGUCCAACUUCAAAAGUUGUAAUUAAGCACCAAGAACAGAAGCCAGAAUAGUGUAAUAAUUUAUUAAAAGUGUAUUAUUUUUUUGUCAGGUUGCCCUACCUUCAGAGGAAUAUUUGCGAUUUGGCCUUCGUCUGCUCCUGGUUCCAUAUUACCUGAUUGCCAGGUUUACAAUUAAAUGUUUCUACCUUAAUUACUGGGUUGGCUGUUUUGUCCUAGCCUACUGUGUCUUAAUGACUCUGGUGGAGUUUUCCAAACUUAAAUGGCUUCUAUUUAUGGGAGGUUGGAGGUAAGUUAAGAACAUUCUUGAUGUAAUAUAUCAAGCAUGAGAUGGAGACUGUGUUUCAUCACCAGAUAAAACACUGAGAAUAGAGUUGAAAAUCACCACGCAGUGGAGUAUUAAUUUUUUGACGAACUUGAGGUGUUUCAUCUAGUGAUGAAACACUACGUCAAAUGCUUGAUAUUACUUCUCAAACAAAAUGAGUUGAGAAGGAGAAAUUAAGGAUGCAAAAAUGAGUAGUUUUUUUUUAAUCUGAUUUCCAAACACUCAUUAAACUUUAAUUUCCUUAGCCCAAGAAAACAGCUGACAUUUGGCAAUGCCACCACUGGUUUCCCUGCCAAAUGACGUCUGAGAAAUGAGCACAGAAAUUCCAUACUGAUGACACAUCACUACCCAGAUCUGGGUAGUGAUGCUUCAUCAGUUUGGUGAGGAAACCAGUGGUAGCGUCACCAAAUGUCGGCUGUUUUCUCAGGCUAUAAUUUCCUUUGUAUUUUUGUUAUAAAUUAUUAAUUUUAUGAGUUUAAGAAAGUCAAAUGAAAAAUUUCAUAAUACAUUCCUAGAGCCCAUAAAUGGACACAGGUUUCUUUGGGCUUUGGUCAUUCAUUGCUUGCAUGUACUGUGUUUAUGAAAUAAUUAUACAAACUGUAAAGAGCGUCACUGGACGUUAAAGCAUGUAACAGGGUGAAGUAUAAAGAAGAGCUAUGCUGAAGAAACUGUGGUAUAAAAUUUAAUGGUCUUUUACAACAGAGGAAAUGGCUUUCAUCCUUGAGAGUUUCUGAAUGCAGCUACUGCACAGCCAAUGGUGUUUGGAACUGAAACAAGAGAAUUAAUUGAACUGAAUGAAUUUCCCAGUGGUCAUCAUUAUUAAUUAAAAGAAAAAGUUAUUUAUGAAUUUGAAAUUUGGGGUGAUCAAUAUUGUCACUUUAAAUCAUAAAAUACGGUAAACCCAGUUAUUAAUACAGACGCUGACAGGACAUGCCAUAGUGUCCGUAUUAACCAGCCUCCAGUAACUUGUGCAAAAGGUGGAUAAUGCUAUGCACUGGAUAAACCACUAUCCACUGGAUAGUGCAAUUGGUUUCCCUAACACUUAUCCAUUGCAUAGUGAUUUAUCCGAUGGAUAGGGCUAUCUAACUUUUAAACAACCCGGGGCUGGUGUCCAUAUUAAGGGGACUCUCAGAAGAGACGUCAUGGACACAUGUUUUAUCGAUAUGAAGGUGAAAGUACACAUGCAGACAUUUUCAUGCGAGAAAACUUUGUUUAAUUUCAUAACUGUAACUUAACUCUGUAAUGAGUUCAUUGAUCUUAAAGAAACCUGAUGAUCUUUUAUCAGAGUAUUGGCCUGGGCUAAACUUUCCUUUUAAGUCAGUGCUCUUCAACCCAAAGACUGUUUCUUAUGUACAUUAUGGACUUACGACCUGCCUGCAUAGUGUUUGAGUUUCCAUGGAAACUGUAAACAAAAUUUAGGGAACCUAAUUCUGGUUGCAGGUUUCAAAACCUCAGGCAAGAUGACAUUCAGGAAACUUGACCAGUCACCUUUUUUGCACUGAAAGUUCUUGUAUGGUCAAAAAAUGUUUCUCUUUUGUUGCUCUUUGUUCAGGCAGCUACCAACUUUGUGUGCCAACAUCACUUCAACAGCGUUUGUAAAUGGGUUAUUCCAGCUUGCCCUUUGGCAGAUUUUGCCAGCUUUUAUCUGUGAUAUUGCAUUUUACUGGAUGAUGUUUCUGGCACCAUAUUCUGCAUGGAACUCCUUCAAAGCUCGCUUGGCUGAAGAUGAAGGAGGAACAAACAUUACAAGAGAUUUUUUGAUGUGGCUUUGGAGGAAUGCUAAGCUAAAGUUACGGCAAUUACGUGUUCAAAGACACUUUUAAAACUUGCAAAUUAGCUGUUACUCUAGCCGAGAAAACAGCCGACUUUUCGUGAUGCCACCUCUGGUUUAAUUUCCCCACGAAAUGAUGUCUGAGAGAAGAGCGCAGAAAAGUCCAUAUUGAUGACAUAUCACUACCCAGAUGACCCAAUCAGAAGCUCUGCCUGUAUCUGGGUAGUGAGUGACCUGUCAUCAGUAUGGAAUUUCUGCACUGGUUUCUCAGAUGUCAUUUCGCAGGGAAACCAGUGGUGGCAUUGCAAAAUGUUGGCUAUUUUCUCAGUCUACUGUUACUACUGUAAGUGGUGAUGUACAGCUGUAUACCUAUUUGAGUGUAGAGGUGUAGAAGAAGUUGGUAACACAGUCAAGGGCUUUGAGGCUGUAUUGCCUAAUCUGACUCAAUACUUAUUUGAACUGACAGUGCAGUUAAUUAAUGUUUUUAGCACCUAAAGCAGGUGCGGAUCUAGCCUGCGUGGCAGGCGCAAAAGGGAGAGGGGGGGAGGGGAGGGAGAAAUGCGCGAAAGAAUGGAAAAGGGAAGGGAGCGCUUGCUUUAAGAGCCAGUGUUUUUGUAUUCCGCCCACCAAUUCCUUAACUAAUCUGAUAACGUCAACUGUGUAUAAGUGACCAAUCACAAGCAGGGGGCUUCUCAGCAUGGUCCAAACUUAAUUACUUCGUUUACCAGAAAUUGUCAAGUCACGAGGCUGUUUUUGAAAUGAUAUAAUAUUGAGCAAAAUAAAACAUUUUACUGUUCUUGCUCCUACAGCAAACAUGACAAACAUAGACUACAAGCGGUCUCUCUUUUUUUUACUGCUCGCAGUCUGUGACCAACAAUGAUCAGUUUUGUGUGAAUAUACAGGACCUUUGGUCUUGCCUCAUCAAACAUAAUGGUCACAAAUAUUACAAGAAUAAUGAAAGGAGUAUUAUAAACAAUUGUCCAAAAACUCGACAGAUAGUUUUUACCAAAGCUUCAGCUCUCUCUUUACAAACCAUUUAGAAGUUCAUUCAUGACAUAUAAUGUUUUUGCAGAAAAGGUGGUCUUUUGAACAUCAGCAUUGCAGAUGCGUGGCAAAAAUCGCAAUCAUUCUUAUUGCCACUUAGUGUUUGGACAAAAUCGGUAUACAAAACCUACUGAGCAUCUCUGCCUGCCAAACAAGCAAUUAAAGUUGGUUCUAGUUUGGGUUUUAACCUGAAGCUGCAACAUUACUGGAGUAAUUUGAUCUUCCAAAGCUUAUGCUAGUAGAACACAUUUCCUUGAUGCCUGCAUCAUGUUUGUCUCUUAAUAAUACUUGCCAAUAAGUUACUCAUUACAGCUUAGCCAAUCAGGAUUGUGGAUGCCAGCGUCCGCAGAAAUGAACAAAUGGGGGUUCUUAUAGCAGGCUUCCCUUGUCCUCUCUCCCUAACCCCCCUGCCUUUUUCACUUCCUACCUAUCCUGUACCCCUUUUGACGCCUGCUAUGCAGGCCUGCUAGCACUGAUCUAGGAUAAAUACUGACCUAUUUCCCAACGAGUACCGAGGACGCAAGCUUCUUGGGGGCUGUUGGGGAGAUGCUCUCCUGGGUUUCCGAGUCAUCCAGGCAGGAUUUUUGGACAUUUGUCCAAACCAUUUUCCAGAUUUCAACGUGGAAAGUUUUUUUAUUAUUAUUAAAAAUACAUUUAUAGUGAAAAGUCUUACCAAUUUCUAUAAAAGGUGGACACUGGUGUGGAUCCGUGCCUGUAGAAACUGCAAGCCUUUUCCUCAGAAAUCAAUUUUAGAGGUCAAUUUGAAUGUAAUCUCUCCAGUCAGUCCUUUUCUGUGACGAGCAAUAGCCUUUCUCAGACAGCAGUGUCAUUCUAUUGAAAAUAUCACAAUUCAUUUCGUUUUUACAGUCUAAAAAUAAAUUCCCAGUGACAUUUAACCAAAAUAUUCAUUAAAAAUUAUAAUUUGCCAAUUAAAAUAAAAUCCUGAAUGCAUUUUGGUGACUCUAGGAAAAUUCGUGAUGCCAUAGUAUAGAGGAUGAAUCUUUAUCGACAAUUUACAUUCCACUAUCAUAGACUUAAAUUUUGAUGAAAUAAAAAUAAAAAUAUUAAAAGAUCCUAAAACACUAAUUUACAAGCUCAUGCCAUUAUCAACUUUCUAAAAUUAGCAGACACACGCUUGGCUAGCUUUAAGCGGCAGUCAUCAUAUGACCAAUUUGCGUUUCACUAUCAUAGACUAAAAUAGUAAAAAUGGCCUAUAAUUAACAAAAUACUCCAGUGUUGUUUUCAGUGGAGGUGGUAGCAACUUACUGUGUGUGACACCAGAUUUAUAAGUUAUGUCAUCUAAAAUAGACCACAUUUUCUGAAAUAUUAAUUUUUGCAUGCUUUCGUGUGGGAUUUUUAGUAUUAUUUGAUGUUAGCUUUUUAAAUUUCCGUUAACUACAGUACUUAAAAUAAUAUUAUACCAGUAUACUUGGAACUGUUAUUUUUUAAAAUCAAACGUAUAGUAAUAAGCAAUGAAAUUACAGCCAAUAACUAGAAGUUAUGUUUCAGUCAUGUUAGUCUUUCAGAGUUUGGUCAUCAGCGUAACUAACUGUCCUUAGGUCUGACCAUGGGGAAUUGUUUACAAAACUAACUUUACUUGAAACAACAAAAUCAGUUUUAAUUGACUUGAUUAUUGUAAAACUAGCAUGUGAGCAUUCAGGCUCUACCAGUAGUGUGAGGUUUAUAGGAAGGCUUCAUUCAGCAGACUGGUUUUCCGUCAGUCUAGCUCUGCAAGGGUUUUGCCUAAAACCCGGAAUCGGGAAAAAACCAAACCGAAUGCCAAAUGACCCUGAAGUUUAGUGAUUAGGGUUAGGAAACUGAGUGAAUCAGGUUACAUUUAGGGUCAUUAUACUGGGAAAACUGACCUGAAACUUGAUUCACUCAGGGCGUGAUCCAUUCAACCAAAAUUUCUGGAAAUUUCGGUCCAAAACUCAAUGGAUCGGUUCAGUCCAACUGGAAAAGUUUCGAAAAAACAGGUCCACCUUUUGAGGUGGUCCUCUUUUCCCGGUUGGACCGGUCUGAAUUUUGGUUGAAUGGAUCGUGUCCUCAGUGUCCUAAACCCAAUCACUAAGCCUCAGAAUCAUUUGGUGUUUGGUGCGGGUUUUUUCGGAUUCUGGAUUCCGGGUUUUAGACAAACACCUCUGUACGCAAUCAAUACAUCACUUAGGAGGAUGUUCAUAGGUUUUUUAAAAAUGUACUAAAUUGAUAUCA
Messenger RNA from Porites evermanni, 31037 nucleotides. The record is from the annotation of a GenBank genome assembly. NCBI's taxonomy places the organism in Eukaryota, Metazoa, Cnidaria, Anthozoa, Scleractinia, Poritidae.